CAGGAGCCUUCCCAGUGCCUGCCCGAGGCAGCACCUUUGUUGCCUUGUUGGUUUUAUUUCGGCUUUGGUGUGAUGAAGGAAGCUUGAGCACUUGUCAGGCAGCUGGAAAUUCUUCAGUGCCGUGAGGCAAGGACGUUUCCGUGGUCCCGCUGAUCGCGCCUGCCCUGGCUCCUUUCGCUCACUGCGGGACGGUGCAGGGAGGUGCUGUGGGGGUGACACUGGUCUCCCCAGAUACUCCCCUCCUUCUCCUGUUUUCCCAGCAGCCAUGUUGUUUGCUGAGCAGGAGCAGAGGAAAGAAAUAACUGUAUGAGAAAGAGUGAAGAAUGGACGUUAUGAAGCAGUUGCUUGCCUGCUGUCCAUCCUGCGUUAGCCUUCUCCGCUGCGGCUCCCUUCCUUGGACAGCAGCGUGACCCUUUCUUCGCCAGCACUGUCAGGCUGUAGCAGCCAUCUCGUUGGAAGGAGCAUUGUCCUCUGGAACCUGAUUGACGAGGCUGUCGUGUUAUGACGACCCCCAACAAAGGAAACAAGGCCUUGAAGGUGAAGCGGGAGCCAGGCGAGAAUGGGACCAGCCUGACAGACGAGGAGCUGGUGACCAUGUCUGUGCGGGAGCUGAACCAGCAUCUGCGGGGCCUGUCGAAGGAGGAGAUCAUCCAGCUGAAGCAGCGUCGGCGCACGCUGAAGAACCGGGGCUACGCGGCCAGCUGCAGGGUCAAGCGCGUUACCCAGAAGGAGGAACUGGAGAAGCAGAAGGCGGAGCUGCAGCAAGAAGUGGAGAAGCUGGCGUCCGAGAACGCCAGCAUGAAAAUGGAACUCGAUGCUCUCCGUUCCAAAUACGAGGCUCUGCAGAACUUCGCCAGAACCGUGGCCCGGAGCCCAGUGACCCCUGCGCGGGGGCCUCUCACCUCCAGUAUGGGCCCCCUCGUCCCUGGCAAGGUUGCUACUACUAGUGUCAUCACAAUAGUGAAAUCCAAAACGGACGCCCGGUCUUAGUGAAGCGAGUGUUGCCUGAGCUUGUCUGUGCAGGGCAAUUAGGCACAAAACCAGCCUGGAAUCCCCAAAGCACAAACCCUCCCCACAUGGGUCCGGGUUCUUUCUACUUGGCCCAGGACUGGCCUGCUGAUCACUCCAGUUUUAUUUUGUUGUGUCCACAUUGGUAUGAGCAGUGGUGGUGCGUCCCUUGCCCUGUGCGGUCUGCAGCCCUCAGGCGCCCCAGGACAGGCUGCGAGAUCUUGGCUUUCCAGCCAGAGAGAGUCUGUGCAGCGCGGCCGAUGGCAGGGCGACGGAAGGGCUUGGGGACGGUCUGGAGGGAGGCUUUCCUCCUGGGGGCCAGGAACCCUAAAUCUCAGUCACUUCCAAAGGCUUUAUUUCAUUACUCUUCCAGGCGGUGCAUCUCGGCACCUGACUCCCAGGUGCCUGAACCUGCUGCUUUUGUCUCCUUUGGUGCCCGUAGUUGCAGUUGGGGUGUUCUGUGUGGUAGGUUUUUAUUCCUCUCUAGCUGUGCCUCUGUGCCCGAGCAGUGGGUUCCCUUCAGACGUCCGUCGCGUGAGCCGUGUGAACUAGCCGUGGUGGGAGGGACGAUGCUGCCCCUGCCCCGCCACGGGGAGGACGCCGGGACAGGGCCCUGCGCCCCGGGGAAGGGCGGGAGGGAGGGGGGAAGGUACCGUCUCGACUGCAGGCCGGUUUUGUGCCUAAUGUGUUGCACUGAACAAGACCAAAAUCACUAGUUGUUCCCGUGUUUUGAGGGUAUCAAGUGUCUCUAGUGUGAUGGUUUACACAACCAGUUUAUGUGGUUAAAUAGCCCUUUAUUUAAAGAGAGAAACAUCAUUUUAAGAGUUAUUAAAUUAUCUAAGUUUAAAAUUAAAAUCAGACAGAAGAGAGAGCGUAUUUAUAGUCAGCUUUUUUAUCUGAGAGGGCGAGAAUAUUUGACCAUAUGAAUGGCGAAAUAUUCUCGGAGACUUUGCUAGUUAAAAGUUAAUAAAUAAAUAAUUUUAAAGUUUCUCAUGAACCUCCCGCAAAGUGUUUGUGGCUCUGAGGUUAGUUUUUAUAAAGAGUUAUCAGACUUUAUUUAUAAAACUUAGAAAAAAAGACAAAAAAAGAGGCAAGUCCUGUUUGAUAUCUUUUUGCAAUUGUACCAAAAGUGACUUAUUCUCGACCUCGCUGGCUUCCGUUGUGUCCCCUCGUGUCGCGCUCUCUGUGCUGGCGGAGCUCUCGCGUGGCGCUGUGCUGUGGUGGUGCCCGUGGCUGCCUUUGCCGUCUGCUUUCGUUUCACGCUGCCGUCAUUUUCCCUAAGCUCGACCGAGAGAUUGAGUUGGAAUCUCUCCAGAUUCUCCAGAAGGACACUGGCACGCGGGCAAAGGCGCCGCUGCUGCUGGAGGCAGAGGUGGAUGGCUGGUGCGGGGCAGCGGUGGUGCCUGCCCGGAGGACGCGUCCCGCCGGGGCCGGCUCGGGGCUCCCACCAAGCCGUGGACACGGGGGACUCGCUGCGCUUCCCCUCCUCCCCCAAGGCUGGUAGAGGAGUAACCCAAGGGAGAAUUGUCCGAGUUUAGGAGGAGACUGAUGGGAUUUAACUCUGGAAUUGGAUCCUGUGGUCACAACUUGUGUUGCUCCUGCAGCCCCUCUGACAGGAGGGGCGAGUCUGCCGGCAGCGUGGGGCCAGCGCCAGCCCUGAGUGUCUGCACGUUGCUGGAAAUUAAGCUGUGGCAUGGUUGCUGUCUUUCCUGGUGCAGCUUCUGUCUGUGGGUGUUGGAAGAGUGCUUAGACUUACAGCUGUGUGGCACAGCUGAGAAGCUAUUUGUGGCCACGCUCCGUUUCCACAAACACUUUGAUCCCCCUCUCCCUUCCCCAAAGAUUUGAGCUGAAUACUGAGUUGUUGUAGAGAAGCAGGACGGGGUGAAGGCCAUGGGAUCUCCUGGCUGCAGAAAGUCUCCUGAGUGGAGAGGACAGACCAGGGUGGCCCAGGUGAAACCGCAGCCUUGCGGGGAGGCGUGGUUCACCGUGCUGGCUGGGUGCUGGGGGUGUCUUUCUCAUGUAGCUCAACUGAUACUGCUGUCCUCGGGGCUGAGGAGCGGGUAAAUCUGACAAGAGUCGGAAUGUGGCAGGAGAGAAGCAGAUCGCUGGUGGGGAUUUUCUGCUGGAGCAGAUCAGCUUUGCUCUGACCGAUUGGGAGUUGAGAGAAGCUGUUUGGGAUGCUUUUCCCAGUGAACUUGAAUGAGGAGUGGGUUAGAACAUUGCCUCCAUGCUUCCCCGCCCAGCCUUGGGAUUUCUCUGAGCUGAAGUGUCCCACCUGCAGCGUCCCAGCCCUUUGCCCGACGGGCCAUGCACUGAGCAGUGCUCGGCACAGAGCUCUGGGCUCUGACCUCUGUCUUCCGGCAGUGACGUGGUGCCUGGAAGAGGUGAGAUGUUCCAAAACACCUCUUGGCCUGAGGUGUCAGUGCCAACCCCGUCCCUUGGAGCCAGCCUGAGAUGGAACCUGGCUCAGGCACCGUUCUGAGCCCAGCUGGAGGCCUGACCUCGGCGGGGUGAGCAGCCGAAGUUCUGUGCGUGGGGCUGGUUAGGAACUGAGCUCCAGGGGCUGGCGGCUGUGGCAUGAGGAGGGUCCCAUCAACAGAGCAGUGAUGAUGGGCGAUCCUGCAGCCACGGUGAACUUGCCUCAGCUCUGCUCUGCAGCAAGGAAUGUCCGUGUCUGUCCGGGCCUGCGGGUGGCGGCCGUGCCGUUGCCGGUUGCUGCUUUGGAGCGAGGCGGUGAGUCAGGAGGACAGAGCAGGUGGCAGCACCGGCUCCACCCGACGCUAACACCGUGGUUUCUCCUCCCCUGUGGUGUUUGCCGGUUUGCGGCCCCAGCCCGCGCGAGUGGCCGAGCCUGUUCGACGAUGGCACGUGGUGUAGGGGGGAGCAGGGGCGAAGCUGUGCCUGUGUGAUAAACGAGCUGGGUGUCGACAGCAAGGGCCCCUUGUGAGUGCUGCUCCCCCUGCUACUGGUGCUGGUUUUGGUUUUGUUCUCGGUGAAGUGUUGGACCCCAAGUGAUGUAUUUCUGCGGUGUUGAGGAGUCUCCCGCCCUGCCCCGGGGACCCGUCCCCUGCCAGCCGGCUCCCUGCGCCCGAGCCGUCACGCUGACCCCUCUCUCGUAUAUAGCGUUCUGGAGUGUGACAGUUCUUGUUCCUGAGGUGCUCGUCCGUUUGGUUUCCUGCUGUGAAGGGUGUCGUGUUUUCUUUCUCCUUUUCCCGGUGCUGUCGCGGCGGUGGUUGGGGGGGGCCCUGCCCCGGCCUGCCCGCAGAGCGACCCCCGGUGUGUUGCCCCCGCGCCGCCGCCCGGGGGUUUGUGUAUCUCGUGGUGAAUUGUGUGAAGUUCCCCCCGCAGCCUCGGCGGGUGUCGCUCUCGGGACGGAGCGUGGGGCCGGGGAGCGGCGUGUCCUGGCCGCGGCCGGCGCUCUGUCCCCGUGGCCCGGCCUGGGCCCGCC
Messenger RNA from Athene cunicularia (burrowing owl), 4456 nucleotides. RefSeq names its product MAF bZIP transcription factor G (gene MAFG). Gene Ontology annotation, molecular function: DNA-binding transcription factor activity, RNA polymerase II-specific; RNA polymerase II cis-regulatory region sequence-specific DNA binding. Gene Ontology annotation, cellular component: nucleus. The record is from RefSeq and is a predicted model, not a curated record. Gene Ontology annotation, biological process: regulation of epidermal cell differentiation; regulation of transcription by RNA polymerase II. The transcript is spliced from 3 exons. Bases 502 to 990 code for a protein of 162 amino acids. NCBI's taxonomy places the organism in Eukaryota, Metazoa, Chordata, Aves, Strigiformes, Strigidae.